This is a messenger RNA of Loxodonta africana (African savanna elephant), 1016 nucleotides long. Its product is annotated as olfactory receptor 1F1-like. Gene Ontology annotation, cellular component: plasma membrane. Gene Ontology annotation, molecular function: G protein-coupled receptor activity; olfactory receptor activity. NCBI's taxonomy places the organism in Eukaryota, Metazoa, Chordata, Mammalia, Proboscidea, Elephantidae. Gene Ontology annotation, biological process: G protein-coupled receptor signaling pathway. The record is from RefSeq and is a predicted model, not a curated record.
AUGAGCGGGGUAAACCAGUGGAGUGUCUCCGAGUUCCUCCUCCUGGGGUUCUCCAGGCAGCCCCAGCAUAGCAGCUUCUUUCUGAGCAUGUACCUGGCCACAGUCCUGGGAAACCUUUUCAUCAUCCUGGCUAUUGGUGCAAACUCCCACCUGCACACUCCAACGUACUUCUUCCUCAGCAACCUGUCCUUUGUGGACAUCUGCUUCUCCUCUGCCAUUGUUCUUAAAAUGCUGGCAAAUCACAUACUCCAGAGUCAGACAAUCUCCUUCCCUGGGUGUCUCAUGAAGAUGUAUUUUCUCAUUAUGUUUGCAGACAUGGACAAUUUUCUACUGGCUGUGAUGGCCUCUGAUCACUUUGUUGCUGUAUGCCACCCUUUAUACUACAGAACAAAGAUGUCCCAUCAGCUCUGCGCCCUGCUGGUCACUGGGUUGUGGGUCACUGCCAAUCUGAAUGCUCUGUUCCAUACCCUGCUGAUGGCCCAACUCUUGUUCUGUGCAGACAAUGUGAUCCCCCACUUCUUCUGUGAUGUGACUCCUCUCCUGAGACUCUCCUGCUCGGACGCACACCUCAAUGAGAUGAUGAUUCUCACUGAGGGGUCCCUGAUAAUAAUCACCCCAUUUGUUUGCGUCCUGGUUUCCUACAUUUGCAUCAUCUCUGCUGUCCUUAGAGUCCCAUCCACAAAAGGAAGAUGGAAAACCUUCUCCACCUGUGGUUCCCACCUGGCUGUGGUUUACCUCUUCUAUGGCACAAUCAUUGCUGUGUAUUUCAACCCUUCAUCCUCCCACUCAGCUGAGAAAGACAUCGCAGCUGCUGUGAUGUACACAGUGGUGACCCCCAUGCUGAACCCUUUCAUCUACAGCCUCAGGAACAAGGACAUGAAAGGGGCCCUAAGAAAAGUGAUUUCUAUGAAAUUUUUUUCUGUUCAAUAAUCACAUGGACUCUGAAAGUCAUAAAGGAUAGUUUGUAAUAAAAUCUUUUUUUUUUCUUCCUAUUUUUUUUUAUUCUCUGAAACAGC